AUGCAGACGUACGGCACAACUCAGCAAAUUGUUCAACAGGACAACACCGAAAAUCCAAGAAUGGGACCAACUGAACUGGAAGGCAAGAAAUACCCAGCAAAAGCUCACGCCAAAAAGGCGAAAGACUUUUUUCUGUCAAAAAGACCUGGUGGAGAAACCUCAGCAGCGUUUUUCUUAGGCGGGGCUGACCUCCUGCUCUAUCCUUACUGUGAUCAGACAGCUCCUUUCAGACAGAACAGGUAUUUCUACUAUCUGACGGGAUGUGAGAUCCCGGGGUGCUUUGUGUCCUUUGAUCUGGAGUCCGAAAAGUUGACACUCUUUUUACCAGACAUCGACUACGAUGACGUGAUGUGGAGCGGUCUUCCCCUGUCAAUCAAAGACGCCAAGCAGAAAUACGAUGUCGAUGAAGUUUUAUACGUGAGUGAGAUUGAGAAAUCUCUCAAGGCUUUCGGAAGCAAGGAAAUUUUCACUACGGACACGGACGUAUUCAAAUCAAAGUCUUUUUCCACACUGGUCAAAUCUGGUGACCAGGACUUCUUCUAUGCUCUUGACGAGGCAAGAUUGACCAAGGACGAGUUUGAAAUUGGCUUGCUGAAACACGCUGCUUUGAUAACGGAUAAUUGCCACAAGGCGGUGAUGUCAGCUUUGCCUAUCGAGACCAACGAGACUCACAUCCACGCUGAGUUCAUGUACCAUUCGGUCAGACAAGGAGCCAAAAACAUGGCGUAUGAUCCCAUUUGUUGUGCUGGACCACAUUGUGGGACAUUACAUUACGUGAAAAACGAUAGUUCUACCGAGAAUCAGCAUUCGAUCCUCAUUGAUGCGGGUGCUGAGUGGAACUGCUAUGCGGCUGACGUUACCAGAUGUUUCCCCAUCAGCGGUGAAUGGACUAAAGAGCAUCUUGAGAUAUAUAACAUAGUCUCCAAAAUGCAGGAUGAGGCUAUGGAGGGGAUCAAACCUGGCGCAAGCUGGGAAGACCUUCAUUUGCUUGCUCAUAAGGUUCUCAUCAAGGAGUUCAUAAAACUUGGUAUCUUUGUGAACGGCACAGAGGAGGAGAUAUUCGCCAGUAAGGCUUCCGCAAUGUUUUUCCCUCAUGGCUUGGGCCAUCUCCUCGGAAUGGACACUCAUGAUGUUGCUGGACAUGCCAAUUACAGCGAUCCUGAUCCGUUGCUGGUCUACCUAAGAUUGCGCAGACCAUUGGAAAAAGGAAUGGUCGUCACCAACGAACCCGGUUGUUACUUUUCUCCUUUUUUGAUUGAAGCAGGUCUCAAGGACCCAAGCAAGGCCAAAUAUAUCGAUAUGGAUGUUGUUGAAAAAUACUGGUACAUCGGAGGAGUGAGAAUCGAAGACGACAUUCUGGUCACAUCUACUGGUUACGAGAAUCUCACGGGAAUCACCAAAGACCCCAAAGAGAUUUCAGCCAUCGUAAAAGCUGGUAUUUCCAGGGGAAAGGAUUAUUUCCACAAUAUUGUUUAA
Molecule: messenger RNA, 1476 nt
Organism: Kuraishia capsulata CBS 1993
Lineage: Eukaryota; Fungi; Ascomycota; Pichiomycetes; Pichiales; Pichiaceae
Exons: 1
Coding region: 1-1476 (491 amino acids)
Molecular function (GO): metalloaminopeptidase activity; manganese ion binding
Source: RefSeq, a predicted model, not a curated record